Salvelinus namaycush (lake trout) is the source of this 1909-nucleotide messenger RNA. Its product is annotated as zinc finger protein 2 homolog. The transcript is spliced from 3 exons. The record is from RefSeq and is a predicted model, not a curated record. Gene Ontology annotation, molecular function: DNA-binding transcription factor activity, RNA polymerase II-specific; RNA polymerase II cis-regulatory region sequence-specific DNA binding. Gene Ontology annotation, biological process: regulation of transcription by RNA polymerase II. NCBI's taxonomy places the organism in Eukaryota, Metazoa, Chordata, Actinopteri, Salmoniformes, Salmonidae. Bases 1 to 1716 code for a protein of 571 amino acids.
AUGUCGGGAAUCCCAACUCGCUGCAGCACAGAUAUCACCAUGCCGCUGAACAAGGCCCAAGCAGCGGCCACGCCCCUGGAGUGGACAAAUGGAGGAGAUGAGAAAGGGAACACCGGACACAGGCCAUUCAACCUCCGUUGUUCUCUGGAAGCAAAUGGAGGAGAUGAGAAAGGGAACACCGGACACAGGCCAUUCAACCUCCGUUGUUCUCUGGAAGCAAAUGGAGGAGAUGAGAAAGGGAACACCGGACACAGGCCACACAACCUACAUUGUUCUCUGGAAGCAAAUGGAGGAGAUGAGAAAGGGAACAGCUCAGGAGAGAGACGUGACUAUCGUGGAUCCUCUGGGGAGCCUCAACAACAACAUGAUGCUGACGAGGCAGAGAAGAGUCCCUCCACAUCAGAACACCUCGAGAAACACCAGCGGAGACCCACAGGAAAGACACCUCACUGCUGCUCUGACUGUGGGAAGAGAUUUACCUCUUCGGCUGACCUUAUAAGACACCAGAGAAUCCAUACAGGAGAGAAACCGUAUAGCUGUGAUCAGUGUGGGAAGAGUUUUAAUGUUCCAAGCAGCCUGAAAACACACCAGAGAACACACACAGGAGAGAAGCCUUAUAGCUGUGAUCAGUGUGGGAAGAGUUUUAAUGUUCCAAGCAGCCUGAAAACACACCAGAGAACACACACAGGAGAGAAACCUUAUAGCUGUUGUCAAUGUGGGAAGAGUUUUUCUUCGUCAAGCCGUCUGACUAUACACCAGAGAACACACACAGGAGAGAAUCCUUAUAUCUGUGAUCAAUGUGGGAUGAAUUUUACUACAUCUAGCCAGCUGACUUUGCACCAGAGAACACACACAGGAGAUAAGCCGUAUAGCUGUAAUCAAUGUGGGAAGAGUUUUGCUGCCUCACGCAGCAUGACAGCACACCUGAGAAUACACACUGGCGAGAAACCUCACUGUUGCUCUGACUGUGAGAAGAGAUUCACCUCUUCAGCAGACCUUAAAAUACAUCAGAGAAGCCAUACAGGAGAGAAGCCUUAUAGCUGCUCUGACUGUGGGAAGAGCUUUUCAAAAUCAUCUAUAUUACAAUCACACCAGAGAAUUCACACCGGAGAGAAACCUUAUAGCUGCUCUGACUGUGGGAAGAGCUUUUCAAAAUCAUCUACAUUACAAUUACACCAGAGAAUUCACACUGGAGAGAAACCUUAUAGCUGUUAUCAAUGUGGGAAGAGCUUUACUCACUCAAACAGCUUGAUAGUACACCAGAGAACACACACAGGAGAGAAACCUUACCACUGCUCCGACUGUGGAAAGAGAUUUGUUUCGUCAGGACAUUUAAAAUCACAUCAGAGAACACACACAGGAGAGAAGCCUUAUAGCUGUGAUCAAUGUGGGAAGAGAUUUACUCACUCAAACAGCUUGAUAGUACACCAGAGAACACACACAGGAGAGAAGCCUUAUAGCUGUGAUCAAUGUGGGAAGAGCUUUACUCACUCAAACAGCUUGAUAGUACACCAGAGAACACACACAGGAGAGAAACCUUAUAGCUGUACUCAAUGUGGGAAGAGUUUUAUUAAGUCUAACAGUCUGACUAGACACCAGAGAACGCACACAGGAGAGAAACCUUAUAGCUGUGCUCAAUGUGGGAAGUGUUUUACUACAUCUAGCCAUCUGUCUAUGCACCAGAGAACACACACAGGACAGAAUCCUCAUAGUUGAAAUCAAUGUGGGAAGAAUUUUACUCUGAUAUACACACAGGAAAUAAAUAAUGUAGCUGUGAUCAAUGUGUGAAGAGCUACUCUGGUAAAAUAUAUCUGAUCAAACAUCAGAAUAUACAGGAAGGAGUUGUUUCAUGAUGUCAAUGAAAUAAUGUCACAAUGUAGAAUGUUUUAACAUUGUAGUAGGAGUAUUU